This is a messenger RNA of Austrofundulus limnaeus, 2474 nucleotides long. RefSeq names its product DEAD (Asp-Glu-Ala-Asp) box polypeptide 20 (gene ddx20). NCBI's taxonomy places the organism in Eukaryota, Metazoa, Chordata, Actinopteri, Cyprinodontiformes, Rivulidae. The transcript has 11 exons. The coding region runs from base 35 to 2326 and encodes 763 amino acids. Gene Ontology annotation, molecular function: RNA helicase activity; ATP binding; nucleic acid binding. The record is from RefSeq and is a predicted model, not a curated record. Gene Ontology annotation, cellular component: cytosol.
UCACCGUCCAGCCGCCGCCGGUAAACAAUCCAACAUGGCUGCCUCCGUGAGGAGAGCGGCUCACGACAUCGAAACGCGAAAAAGGACCGACGAUGUGCUUCUGUCAGAGGGGAUCGAGUUCAGCUCGCUGCUGCUGUCUCAGRCCGUGCUGGACGGACUGUCCGCCUCCGGCUUCCACAAACCCUCCCCGAUCCAGCUCAAAGCGAUCCCGCUGGGCCGCUGCGGACUGGAUUUGAUCGUCCAAGCCAAGUCCGGCACAGGAAAGACAUGYGUGUUCUGCACCGUCGCUCUCGACUCGCUUGUCCUGGAAAAUCCAGCGACUCAGGUGCUCGUUUUGGCUCCGACACGCGAGAUCGCAGUGCAGAUCCACUCGGUGAUGAUGGCCAUCGGCUGUGCCACGGAGGGCCUGGAGUGCCACGUUUUCAUCGGGGGGAGGCCCGUGGCUCAAGACAAGCAGCAUUUGAAGAAGUGUCACGUCGCCGUGGGCUCGCCUGGUCGCAUCAAGCAGCUCAUCGAGCUGGGCAUGCUGUCCACCGCCAGCGUCCGACUGUUUGUUCUGGAUGAGGCAGACAAGCUGCUGGAGGAGGGCAGCUUCCAGGAGCAGAUAAACUGGAUCUUCUCCUCUCUGCCUGUCAACAAACAGAUGCUGGCUCUCUCUGCCACCUACCCAGAAUCCCUUGCUCAGUACCUUACCCGCUACAUGAACGAGCCCACUUUUGUACGACUCAAUCCAAGUGACAUGGGGCUUAAAGGGCUAAAGCAGUUCUACAAGCUGGUGCCAUCCCACCCCCUACCUCACAAGGUUUUCGAGGAGAAGGUGCAGCAUUUACUGGAGCUGUUCAGUAAAAUCCCCUUCAACCAAGCCUUGGUGUUUUCCAACCUACACACAAGGGCUCAGCAUCUGGCAGACAUCCUGUCCUCCAAAGGCUUACCUGCUGUCUGUAUAUCAGGUGGUCUGAGUCAGGACCAGAGACUGGAAGCCAUGUCCAAACUGAAGCAGUACCAGUGCAGGGUGCUCAUCUCUACAGACCUGACUUCCAGGGGGAUAGAUGCAGAGAAAGUCAACCUGGUGAUCAACCUGGAUGUGCCGCAGGAUUGGGAGACCUACAUGCACAGGAUUGGACGGGCUGGACGUUUUGGCACACAGGGGCUGGCUGUGACCUACUGCUGCCAUGGUGAGGAGGAGAACAAGAUCAUGUCCAUCGCUCAGAAGUGUGGCCUCAGUUUGUCUGCUCUUCCAUCCACCUUAGAGAGUGAGCUGAUGGACGAGCCGUGUGACUGGGAUGUGUGCACUGAGGCCUCCGCCCCAGAAUCCGUGUCGCAGCUGUCGUCUAGAACUGAAAAGAAGAGGCGUUCAAAGCCCGCGGUGUCUGCGUSUGAACCCGUCGAGGAUCAAGCUGCGGAGCGCGGGAGUAAAAAAAGGGCCGAUAAGACCCCAGGAGUACCCGGGAAGGUGCCGCGCGCCGAAGAUUCCGCAAAGCCRACGACUUCCACGCGAGCCGCCCCGCAGCGGAGCUCGCCUCGCGCCACGCCGACUCGGAAAGAGCUGCAGGACGCCCUGCCCAAGAUCCCUCCGCUCAGCUCGUUCAAGAACUGCAGCCUGAAGUUCGUGACCUUCGAGGAGGCAGAGCACGACUUCCAGACCUUCAUCAGCACCGGUUUGGGGAGAUCGGUGGAGGUCAUCAGGGAGUUCAGAGGCGAGGACCAGAAAGCGUACAAGGAGAUCGUCACGCUUCACGACGACGGGACUCAGGACGUUGCCCAAAGCGGUGAGUGGCUGCAUUUGGAUGUUUCCCCUCGGCGCUCAGUUUCCAGUUCUUCUAACUCGGCCUCCGACGACGAUGCGACGCCUGGAGGUUCAAGCGAGCCCACAGAGGCUGAACACAGACCACCUGGUAAACCUCAGCCUGACUUCGCUGCACAAAACCCCUCUGCACCUAAAAUACAUAAGCAGACAUCCAGCAGAACCGGCGGCAGAGCCUCGUCGCCUCCUGGGAGCAGUGAGCAACGCGCCACAGCAAGUAGUCCCAGCAAUCUGACAGCUCUGAGACAGAUUUACAGGGACCAAUCUAAAAAGAUGAAAAGCGAGAGCAAAAAGCUCUCGGGGAAGAAGAGAGGCGAGCCGGAGAGGGAUGAGGAGGAGGAGGAGGAGGAGUGGGACUCGGAGGCAUACUGGAGAGCCUACUACAGAUCCUGGAGCGAUUACUACUCCUCCAUGUCCCGUUUUCCAGAGCAGGGGUACCAAAGCUACUACAGUGCAGCUCAGAACUGGAUGGCAGCUUAUCGCAUGAAUACAGUCUACAUGCAGGAACUCAUGAAACACUGAACUGACUCCUAAAUCCAGUGUUCAGUAGACCAGAGCAGUUUUCUGCCUGGGCUUGAGUAUUAUUUGCACUUUGGGUCGAACACAUCACACUCAGAUUUCUGUUUUUUUUUUUUUUUACCAAUAAAUUUAACCCAAGUAUGGUGUCUCA